UAUACACACAAAUUGCCUUCACUGAAGAUACAACUGAAUUUAAUUUGUUUUAUUUAUUCAUUUGACUGGAUUGAAUGGUUUAUUUUUGUAUUUUGUGCGUUUUUUGCCAUUUUUGUUAUGGCAUUCUUGUUGCUCUGUCUCUUGCAGAUCUGGUCUUCAGUGAUUGCAGAAGGCGAGGUGCGUCUGGUCAGCUCUGGCUCGGUGGCGCGGUGUUCUGGCAGGGUGGAGGUGUUCCUGCACGGUGAAUGGGGGACCGUGUGUGAUGACGGCUGGAAAAUGCUCAGUGCGGAGGUGGUCUGCAGACAGCUGGACUGUGGAACUGCAGUAGACUUUUUAUACGGAGCCUGGUUUGGUGAAGGGACCGGUCACAUCUGGCUGAAAGAAGUGAAGUGUUUAGGAGGAGAGAGCGCACUCACCCACUGUCCCCAUAGAUUGGAUGUACAAAACUGUAAACAUAAUGAAGACGCUGGUGUGAUCUGCAUGAAACCUCCAGAAAUCUUUGCAGAGAUCUCUUGGGGUCAGAUCAGUGUCACCUGCUCCAUGCCCUCAGCCUUCACAGGAGGACUUAUGGUUCUUCUGGAUCACAGCAAUAAAACUCUACAAACUUCAAAAUCAAACCCUGCCACAUUCACCUUCCCUCGAGGCGCCUAUGACAAAGAUACAGUGUUCAAAUGUUUGUAUCAGGAGCACAUAUUAAAGGUGUACACGUCCACUCCAAGUGCCUCUGUCACUGCAGUGCCACGAGUUCCGAAGCCGGUGGUCGUCCCCUCGGCUGCUGGAGGUGCGCUGCUGCUCCUGGUUCUUCUGAUCGUAGUCGUGGUGGUCUACAGGAGAAGAUCCACGAGGCAGAUCUGCGUUGGUUGUCGAAAAGUGCAAGUCCAAGAUGAUUAUGAAAAUGUUUAUGAAAUUAUGAAAAAGGCAGAUAAAGUCGUUAGAGCUGGACGUGCAGAAGUUCACGAUGAGGCCCGCUAUUCUAACAGAGUUAUAGAGAACGACGAUGACGAUUAUGAAAAUGCCGGUUAUGAGGAGGGACAUGAAGAAGGCUUCGUUGGUGCUGGGAGUAGGCUGGGAGAUCAUGAUGAGGUCCGCUGUUCUAAUGCAGAUUCACCAAGUGGCAUCGAGUAUUAUGGAAACAUCAGUCAGGAGCUGGAGGAUGGUUUUUAUGGAAAUUGUUAA
Molecule: messenger RNA, 1176 nt
Organism: Boleophthalmus pectinirostris (great blue-spotted mudskipper)
Lineage: Eukaryota; Metazoa; Chordata; Actinopteri; Gobiiformes; Gobiidae
Exons: 7
Coding region: 118-1176 (352 amino acids)
Cellular component (GO): membrane
Source: RefSeq, a predicted model, not a curated record